AUGCUUGGAUUCCAGUCAGACAGGAUGGACGCUGAAGUGAAUUUAGUGGCGGUUGCGAUCCUGUCCCGGGGAAAAUGUGGCCUCUCCAUCUGCUCCAGUCGCUACCUGGUGGCCAUGGCAACGGCGGACCUCAUGGCUGUUACCACUGCAGUCGUACUGAGGAGGAUCAGUUAUUAUUUCCCAGGAUCCUUUUUGGACAUUUACCCAGUGUGUAGCAUUAUCUUUGUAGUUCUGUGCAUAUCUAAAGACUGUUCCGUCUGGUUCACCGUCACCUUCACCUUCGAUCGAUUUGCCGCCAUUUGUUGUCAGAAGCUGAAAACAAAAUAUUGCACCGGGAAAACUGCGGUUUUGGUUCUGAUGACUACCUGCGCACUGAUCUGUUUUAAAAAUGUUCCUUACUAUUUUAUACAUAAACCAGGGACACUGAUUAAUAACGUAUUUUGGUUCUGCAAAUUACGGGCAAGUUAUUACACCGAGCAAGGAUGGGUGGCUUUUGAUAGUUUGGACAGGAUUUUAACUCCCUUGAUCCCCUUUGCUUUAAUCCUGCUUCUCAACUUUCUGACAGUCAGACACAUCCUAUUGACCAGUCGAGUGCGCAAGGCAUUAAGGGGUCAGAGCAAGGGAGACAAUCGGAGUGACCCGGAGAUGGAGAGCAGGAGGAGGUCGGUGAUCUUACUCUUCUCCAUAUCCGGCAGCUUCAUUCUACUGUGGUUAUCGACUGUUAUUAAUUUCUUAAAUUAUAACAUUUCUCAAACAGAUCCCAACAAUUUCAGCGACUCUGAAUAUAUCCUGGAUCAGGCCGCGUACAUGUUGCAGAAUUUAAACUGUUGCACAAACACAUUUAUUUAUGGGGUGACUCAGGCCAAAUUCAGAGAACAGUUCAUCAGCGCAGGGAAAUACCCUGUGACGUCACUGCUGCGAUUCAUUAACAAACUAAAGAACUGA
Hypanus sabinus (Atlantic stingray) is the source of this 945-nucleotide messenger RNA. RefSeq names its product probable G-protein coupled receptor 139. Bases 1 to 945 code for a protein of 314 amino acids. Gene Ontology annotation, biological process: G protein-coupled receptor signaling pathway. The record is from RefSeq and is a predicted model, not a curated record. Gene Ontology annotation, cellular component: membrane. Gene Ontology annotation, molecular function: G protein-coupled receptor activity. The transcript is spliced from 2 exons. Lineage: Eukaryota; Metazoa; Chordata; Chondrichthyes; Myliobatiformes; Dasyatidae.